This is a messenger RNA of Ctenopharyngodon idella (grass carp), 3355 nucleotides long. RefSeq lists its product as uncharacterized. Lineage: Eukaryota; Metazoa; Chordata; Actinopteri; Cypriniformes; Xenocyprididae. Gene Ontology annotation, cellular component: adherens junction; catenin complex. The transcript is spliced from 5 exons. The coding region runs from base 5 to 2221 and encodes 738 amino acids. Gene Ontology annotation, biological process: cell migration; cell-cell adhesion. Gene Ontology annotation, molecular function: actin filament binding; beta-catenin binding. The record is from RefSeq and is a predicted model, not a curated record.
CUGCAUGACCAAAGGUAAAGAUGUAGAGGCUCUCAACAUGGCUUGCACUGGAGUUCUAGGACUCUCAAACAGCUAUGCCCAAGCUACAAGAGAAGCCACCAGUGUCAUAGACACAGCUGAUAAUGAGGAAAUGGAAAGUCUGCGGUCCAAACUCGUGUCCUUGACACCCUUGCUAGUUCAGACAGCGCAGGAAACAGCCAUGAGUUCAGCCAGGGGCACAGAUAGCAUUUAUAAGCACAGUACGCAAUUCUCAGACCUCAUAAAAAAUGCCCGUAAGAUUCUGCUGCCAGUGGCUGGGAUGUGGUACCAUGCUGUAUACUCCAUGUUCCAAAACUAUGUACCAAAUAUGCUGGAGUCCAUCACACAGGAACUCACCGAGGUCAUGUGUUUAUGUGCAGAUGCCGUGCAACUUGUGACAUCAGCAGAUAUAAAGUUGAUGGGUGGGUGUCAUGAGAGUAUAGGGUCUUUGCAGAGCAAGCUCCAAAAAGCUCAAACCAACACAAAGAAUCUCACGGACAUAGUGGGUUCAAGACCGACUCGAACUGAUGAGAUUGAUGGUCUCUGCAUGCUUUGGGCCUUGUCUGUCCAAGUCCUGUUGAACUCAUUGGAUAAGAUGUUGGGAACAGCUACAACUGAUGGUAAGGGCCACCUAAUUACACAUCAAAUGACACCCAAGAAAUGGUUGGCAGUAAUGUCCGAGAACUCGCUUCGUAUACAAGAAGCCGCAAGAUUGUCUUCUCUGAACUGUCGAGACAGCUAUAAAGUAAAACUUCUAGGAGAGCUACAAGAAGACGUGAAGACUCUUACGGACUCCUACCUACAGGCUGCUGAAGGAGUUAGUACGGUGUCCCUCUCAAGUGUCCUGAUUCUGGCGAAGUCAGAGCUGCUUCAGAGACAGCUUCAGACUAAAAUGAAAGCACUGUCUUGUCUUUUGAGCAAAGUUAACCAAGAUUAUCAGACAGCCAUUCAAAAUACGAUUGCUUUGGCAUGCUCGGUCCAAGCAAAAGAUAGUGACACGGAAACUGAAGAUAAACUGGCGCAAUUUGAAAGUGCUGCAGAAUUGCUUAUGCAGAAUGUUAAAAGCGCCACAGAGUCCAUCCAGGACUGUUUCAACUUCAUUAGAGACCCAAAGGAAAGGUCCAAUCUGAGAUUCAUCAAUGACCACUUGACAUUUCAGAUGUCAGACAUUGUGAGUAGAGCCAGAUUAAUAGCAGAGACGCAAACUCUCGGAGACACUCUCACUCUUGAUAUUCAAUCACAGUGCUGGUCAGCAAAGGCGCAUUACCUUGUUGAAGAACUCAGUAAAGUAGAUGGAAUUCUUGUGGUUACAAAGGAACAGAUCAAGUGUGCAUUGCAGGGCAAAGAGUCUAGUGGAUUUGUCAUGUCCCAAACACCAAUAAGUUUCACACAAAAGGCAACACUACAUCCUAUAUCCACAAGUACUCAAGGUCCUAUUAAAAGCAAACCGAGUACCAGUGUCCAACAUGUGUCCAAUCAGGAACCAAAUAAGGAAGAGACAUCCCAGAUGAGCCCAAGAGGUCCUGUGUUCACCUUAGUAGAUACAACUCUCUCUUACACAUCUCUCUUUCUGAAACGGGAGACUGAGAAGUGGGAUGACAAGGGUAACCAGAUUGUCAAGGUGACGAAAGAAAUGGCAGAUAAACUCUAUCACAUGGCCCAGUACCUAAAGAAGAAAGGGCCAAUCCAGACUAAAGAUGCUUUUGUAACAUCUGCAAAAGAUCUCAUCUCAAGUGGCCAGUCGAUCACCCGGUUUGUGCGUGUCAUAGCGGACCACUGUUUGGACAAGCAUUGUACAGAUGAGCUCUGUGUUAUUGCAGAGCAGAUUCUUACCAUUUCCAACCAACUUACUAUCAUUUCUAGGGGUGCAUGGUGUCUCUCCAGUGUUAAUGCAGUUACUCCUGGGUGCAAAUCAUCAGACGAGAUCCUGGUGAAGAACGCACAGAAUCUACUCCAGACAGUUAUCCAAGGAGUACGAGCUGCAGAGACUGCUUGCAUCAGGGGUUUGAAACAACCUGAGCCAAACUCUGAAGCAGCGAAGGCAGCAGCGUUCUGUUUCCAGUGGAAAAAGAGUCUCCUUAUCCACCGAGCUCAAGAACAGCUCAACCCUGAAACUGAUGAUUUGGGCCUACGUAGGACUUCCCAGCAUUCAGCGGCUCCCAGCCUCGCUCCACCCAUCAAUGUGUUAGAUAAUUACAAAUGAGUAAACACAAAAUAAAGGGUCUUAAUUUUUGCCCAACUUUUGUUUUUAUUCUGUUGUUAUUGUAUAGUGGGAAACAGUCAAUGAGCUCUAUCACUUUCAUUUAUAAUUUUUUUUAGCCUUUCACACCAAUGUAAAAAAAAAAAAAAAAGCACAAGAGACUGCACACAAUGUGCUUUAUGACAAUUUUCUCAAAAAUAUUUAAUCAGAGGCCAUAAAAAUAACACUAAUACGUGAGCAAUGCAUGCCUAAAAUGUGCACAAUGCAAAUACAUUUUCAAUAUCACAUCAUCAUAGUCAAAAUUGCAUGACUGAUCACAUUUAUAAAUCAUUUACUGUAAUACUUCUAAAAAAAAAAAAAAAUGAACAUAUACAUGUAGAAGUUAAACAAAGUGUAGAAAAAGGACAUAUGAACUUAUAAAAUAUGAACUUGCAUUCCUAAUAUGCUAAAUAUAACAAAUACAAGCAUAUACUCCGAUCAGGCAUUACAUUAUGACCACCUUCCUAAUAUUGUGUUGGUCCCCCUUUUGCUGCUAAAACAGCAAAAUAUGAACUUGAAAAUAUGAAAUAUGAACCUGACCCGUCGAAGCAUGGACCCCUGAAGGUGUGCUGUGGUAUCUGACACCAAGAUGUUAGCAGCAGAUCCUUUAAGUCCUGUAAGUUGCGAGGUGGAGCCUCCAUGGAUCGGACUUGUUUGUUCAGCACAUCCCACAGAUGCUCCAUUGGAUUGAGAUCUGGGGAAUUUGGAGGUCAAGUCAACACCUCAAACUCGUUGUUCUGAUCGGUGUAUGCGUUCAAUAAUUUUGAGGAUUUUAAUCUUACAUUAGCAAUGUCUUUUUUUGUGUUCUUUUUCAACAUUGCCUAAUUUUUUAUAUUGAAAGUCUGAAUCACACAUUUUUGGUGACAGACUACAGCAAGCAUGGUAAAUGAUUUAGAAGUGCAGGUAUGCAAUUUGUACUGAGCAUUUUUAUUUCAUGGCAUCUGAAUAAACAUUUUUAAUUUUUAUCUCAAAAUUAACUAUAAAGCAAAACGAAUAAAAUCCAUUAGGCAGAAGGCUUCAACAAUGACUGAAGUCAACACUGGCAUCAGAAUCACAAUUCAUUUUUAUUUGACACAAUGAAUUUUAAAAAAAAAAGAG